Messenger RNA from Seriola dumerili (greater amberjack), 1136 nucleotides. RefSeq names its product nucleotide binding protein like (gene nubpl). Gene Ontology annotation, biological process: mitochondrial respiratory chain complex I assembly; iron-sulfur cluster assembly. NCBI's taxonomy places the organism in Eukaryota, Metazoa, Chordata, Actinopteri, Carangiformes, Carangidae. Gene Ontology annotation, molecular function: ATP binding; ATP-dependent FeS chaperone activity; 4 iron, 4 sulfur cluster binding. The record is from RefSeq and is a predicted model, not a curated record. Bases 35 to 1012 code for a protein of 325 amino acids. The transcript is spliced from 11 exons. Gene Ontology annotation, cellular component: mitochondrion.
UCUGUCGGUCUAAGCAGCAUCUGAACAGCCAAACAUGGCUCAGUCCACUUACAGCAGAGUUUCCCAUUUCCUGAGACUAUCCGUGAAUAAACCUUCAGUUUUACGAACAGGGACAGAGAUGGGACACGCGCCUGCGUGUUGUUUGCAGUUCACGCGCUGCCAGAGGUCGGUGGACAGUAAGGCGUUACAGGAGAGGCAGAAGCAGCAGAUGGCCCGAGGUCUUCCCAAGCAGAAGCCCAUCACAGGGGUCAAACAGGUCAUCGUGGUGGCUUCAGGAAAAGGUGGAGUGGGCAAGUCCACCACUGCAGUGAAUUUGGCUCUUGGAUUAAUGGCCAACAAUCCAUCUAAGUCAGUCGGUCUGUUGGACGCCGAUGUCUACGGCCCGUCGAUCCCCAAACUGAUGAACCUGAAGGGAAACCCGGAGCUCAGUGACAACAACCUGAUGAUCCCACUUACCAACUACGGGAUUCCUUGCAUGUCGAUGGGUUUCCUGGUGGAGGAUGUGGCUCCGAUCGUGUGGCGGGGGCUGAUGGUGAUGUCAGCGAUAGAGAAGCUGCUCAGACAGGUGGACUGGGGCUCGUUGGACUACCUGGUAGUCGACAUGCCUCCUGGGACAGGAGACGUCCAGCUGUCAAUCACCCAGAACAUCCCGGUAGCAGGUGCCGUGAUUGUGUCGACGCCGCAGGACAUCGCUCUGCUGGACGCUCGCCGAGGAGCCGAGAUGUUCAAAAAAGUCCAUGUGCCGGUUCUCGGUCUGGUCCAGAACAUGAGCGUCUUCCAGUGUCCCAACUGUCACCACCAGACUCACAUUUUUGGCUCUGACGGGGCCCGACAGCUCGCUGACACUCUGGGAGUCAACUUCUUAGGUGACGUUCCUCUUCACCUGAACAUCAGAGAGAUGUCAGACAGAGGACGGCCAGUGGUCGUCUCCUCUCCAGACAGCCCAGAGGCGGAGGCGUACAGGAAGGUGGCGUCUGCUGUGGUCGAGAGACUACACGAGGUCCACACUUGACGACAGGACUUGAACUGUGAACACACAUGAAGAGGCUCCAUGAUACGUGCACAAACAAACACAUGUAAACACACUGUCUGAUUCUUUAGCUCUGAGAUAUUUAAUAAAACUAGAAUUAACUGAA